AAAUCCAUAAUAGUAACAAGUCAACAGCAUGAAUAAUAGUAUAAAAUAUUUAGUUGGAUCAAAGCAGAGCAUCAUCAUCAGUUUCAGGCACUCUUGACCUGACUUUACUUUGACGGAGAAAGAUAUAUCAUCAAUCAUCAUCAUCAUCAUCAUCAUCAUCAUCAUCAUGUGGCCAUUCAACAGGAAAGGGGCUUCUGGGUUUUCAGGAAGUUCAACUGCUGAACAAGUUACCAAUGGAAUCGAUGCUACUGCCCUCACUGCUAUUAUCACUGGAGCAUCCAGCGGUAUUGGUGCCGAGACUACGCGUGUUCUUGCUUUGCGUGGUGUCCAUGUGAUUAUGGCUGUUAGAAAUAAGGUUGCUGCUAAUGAUAUCAAAGAAGCAAUACUUAAGGAGAUUCCCUCAGCUAAAAUUGAUGUCAUGGAGUUAGAUCUUAGUUCACUGGAAUCUGUCAAGAAAUUUGCAUCAGAAUUUAAGUCCUCUGAUCUUCCAUUAAACAUCUUGAUAAACAAUGCAGGAGUCAUGGCAUGCCCUUUCACGCUUUCCAAAGACAACAUUGAAUUACAGUUUGCCACAAACCAUUUAGGUCAUUUUCUCUUGACAAAUCUUUUGUUGGACACUAUGAAGAAAACAGCACGUGAAAGUAAGAACGAAGGAAGAAUUGUUAAUGUCUCUUCAGGUGCUCACCAAUUUGCGUAUUCUGAAGGAAUCCGUUUUGACAAAAUUAAUGACAAAUCAAGUUACAGCAACUGGCGUGCAUAUGGACAGUCAAAGCUUGCUAACAUUUUACAUGCCAAUGAACUUGCAAGACAACUCAAAGAUGAUGGAGAGAAUAUCAUUGCAAAUUCUCUUCAUCCAGGAGCCAUCGUCACCAAUCUUUACCGUUAUACCAGUAUAAUCGACGGUAUAAUAAAUGUGGUUGGCAAACUUGUGAUGAAAAAUGUUCAGCAGGGAGCAGCUACAACAUGUUAUGUAGCAUUGCACACACAAGUGAAGGGAAUCGGUGGUGAAUAUUUUGUUGACAGUAAUAUAGCCAAAACUAGUUCACAGGGAAGGAACACUGAUCUGGCUAAGAAAUUAUGGGAUUUCAGCAUGGAUUUGAUCAAGGACAAAUAGUAACCAAGUGUUUGUUAGUAUAUAAUAAUGUUGGUCCCACAAGUGUUGUAUAAUAAUAUUUACGACGUGUCAGUUCAAUGGUAAUAACUUGACAUUGUAAUCUUAAAUCUUAAGAACAAUAGUAAAAUAGUCAUUAGUAUCAUUUUGAUUAAUACAGUAAUAAUAUUUAUUCGGCUCUUCGGUAA
Molecule: messenger RNA, 1299 nt
Organism: Trifolium pratense (red clover)
Lineage: Eukaryota; Viridiplantae; Streptophyta; Magnoliopsida; Fabales; Fabaceae
Product: short-chain dehydrogenase TIC 32, chloroplastic-like
Exons: 8
Coding region: 167-1114 (315 amino acids)
Source: RefSeq, a predicted model, not a curated record